UCCCCAAGCCCCCCUCCCCUCCACUCCCUAAGCUCAGACCACCUCCCCCCUCCCCGCCACUCCCUGAGCUCAGACCACCUCCCCUCUCCCACUGCCUUAUCUCAGAUCUCUCUUUCUCUCUCUCUCUCGAUCUCUCUAUUGCCUUAAUUCUCUAGAGUUUUAUUACAUCAAAGAGAGAUGUUGUUGGGGAAGCGGCCGAGACCUCCGAUGAGGAGGACGACAAGCAUGACGGAGUUCUCGGGGGACAUCCUCGCUGACGGGGAUGCUCCGCAGCCGUCCGAUCAGCAGAGGGGCCACCACGGCCACGGCCACGGCCACCAGAGGGACCGUCAGCGGGCGGCGGCGGAGGGCAGCGGGGGGCAGAGGAGGUACGGUGGGGCGGUCGGGCCGGAGUGGCUCGAGGCGCGGCACCUGGGGGCCAUGCUGUCCCCCCGGGGCGCCGGACACCCCCGGAGCUCCGGCGACUUCGGGAUGGUGGAGACCGCCCCCUUCUUGAAGGCCUGCAGCCUCUGCAAGCGCCGCCUCGGCCCUGGCCGCGACACCUUCAUGUAUAGAGGCGACAUUGCCUUCUGUAGCCUCGAGUGCCGGCAGCAGCAGAUGAAUCUGGAUGAGCGGAAGGAGAAGUGCUCCCUAACUUCCAUGAAGGACGCUCCCCCUCCCACCACCACCACCACCACCACCUCUGAGCAGUCCGGUAAUGGUGAAACCAUCGCCGCUGCUUACGCUUAAACGCCAUCGAUCCUCUCCAAUAGAAUCCCGAAAGCUCGCAGAUAUAUGCAUUGUAUAUGCCAUAAGGCAAAGGAAAUAGAUGUUGCUGGGUUUUAUGGUUUUCCGGCAUCAGUGCUGUUAUCAGAGAACAUGUAUGAAAGAGCUGAUGCAAGUUAUUUGCCGACUCUCUUUCUCUUUUUUUUUUUUUUUUUUUUUUCUCUUCUUUAUUAAUGUGAAGGAAUGGGGGAUGCUGCAUAUCUUUGUGGCUUUCUUAAUUUUAUUCCUGCGGAAUAUAUGUUUACAACUUGUGAAUCAAAUCAUGGCUUUGGUUGGCUUGUGAUUCAA
This is a messenger RNA of Phoenix dactylifera (date palm), 1053 nucleotides long. Its product is annotated as senescence-associated family protein, putative (DUF581). NCBI's taxonomy places the organism in Eukaryota, Viridiplantae, Streptophyta, Magnoliopsida, Arecales, Arecaceae. The record is from RefSeq and is a predicted model, not a curated record.